CCCACUCCACCCCCAUCUCUUCCCUCCUCAGCUCCCCCCCCGGGGGGGCGGAACCUUCCAUGCGCCGCCGUGGCCCGGCCGGUCCCAUUAACCCGCGGCACCGGGGCAUGGCAGCGCCGGGGGUUCGAGCCCGGAUCGGGGCCGCUGGGAGGGUGUUGCCGGGUCAGUUCUGUGCCGCCCUGGACUGGCUGCUGCCCCUCGGCCCCUGGAGACCCAUCAGCACCUUCUUCAAGGCCUCGGACCUGCGGGUGGAGUUGACCAAUGAGCCGAAGCCCAAGCCGGAGGUGGGGCAGCUGCAGUUCGGGAAGCAUUUCACCGACCACAUGCUGACGGUGGAGUGGGACCGGGAGCGGGGCUGGGGCCAGCCCCACAUCAAACCCUUCCAGCACCUGAGACUGCACCCGGCCUCCUCUGCCCUGCACUACGCCGUGGAGCUCUUCGAGGGGAUGAAGGCUUUCCGGGGCCAGGAUCAGCGCGUCCGUCUCUUCCGCCCCCUGAUGAACAUGGAGAGAAUGUCCCGCUCGGCCGCCCGCGCCAGCCUGCCGCCCUUCGACCAGCUGCAGCUCCUGGAGUGUAUCCGCCGGCUUGUGGCCAUCGACCAGGCCUGGGUGCCGCACUCGGACAGCGCCAGCCUCUACAUCCGGCCGACCUACAUCGGCACCGAGCCGUCCCUGGGGGUGUCCCGCCCCGGCCACGCCCUCCUCUUCGUCAUCCUGUCGCCAGUGGGGGCCUACUUCGCCUCCGGCCCCAUGGGCGCCGUGGGGCUGCUGGCCGAGCCGCGCUACGUCCGCGCCUGGCUGGGGGGUGUCGGUGACUGCAAGAUGGGGGGGAACUACGCCCCCACCAUCCUGGUGCAGGACGAGGCGGUGCGGGCCGGGUGCCAGCAGGCGCUGUGGCUCUACGGGGACGAUCACCAGAUCACCGAGGUCGGCACCAUGAACAUCUUCCUCUUCUGGACAGACCCGCAGGGCGAACUCGAGCUGGUGACCCCCCCACUGAACGGCAUCAUCCUGCCCGGGGUGACCCGGCAGAGCCUGCUGGACUUGGCGCGCAAGUGGGGCGAGUUCAAGGUGUCGGAGCGCAGCAUCACCAUGGCCGACCUCCUCCGGGGGCUGCGGGAGAAGCGGGUCCGGGAGGUGUUCGGCUCGGGCACAGCCUGCGUCGUCUCGCCCGUGAGCCACGUCCUGUACCAGGGCAAGAACUAUCCCAUCCCCACCAUGGAGAACGGCCCCGACCUGACCAAGCGGUUCCUGAAGGAGCUGACGGACAUCCAGUAUGGCCGUGUGCCCAGCGACUGGGUGCUGCCCGUCUGAGCCGGACUGGACCCUGCCCCCCUUUUUUGGGGGGGCUUUGGCUUUAACACUCCCCCAAAGCAACCCCCUAGAUGGCCCUUGUGUUACCCAUCCAGCCCACCUCUCCCCUUCCCCCCACUCAGCCCAUGGCCCCCAUCCUGGCUACCCCCCGACUGACCCAGCUCCCCUGGGGCAGAACCAACCCCGCCCUGGGAGGAACCAGCCGCCCAAAGAUCGCAGCCACCUGGCCCCCCCUUCGAUGCAUGGGACAGCCCCCCGCUUCCAAAGUGCAAUAUAGAGAGAGUCCACCCCGGGAUUCCCCUCUGCCCGGUGCCCCCUUGGGAUCCCCUCUGCCCGGUGCCCCCCCUCCCCUCCCACCCCAGGAUUCCUGGUGCCCGCAUCCCCUGCACCCCGAGUCUGCUCUCCCCUGUGCCCCUCUCCGUCCCUCUGCCCAGUGCCCCGCAUCCCCUCCCCCUCCGGGAUCCCCGGUGCCCAUGUCCCCUCCCCCUCCGGGAUUCCCCUCUGCCGGGUGCCCGCAUCCCCUGUGCCCCCAUCCCCUCCGGAUCGGGAUGGGGUCACCCCACCCCGCCAGCACCAGCGUAGCCGAGCCACUGCUGGGCGCCUGGGAGCAGUGCAUUGUGGGAGACCGGAUCGACCAGUUGCAAUGCCUUCUGGGUAAACUAUCCCAUCAUGCGAAUCCCACACACACGCCACGCGGCGCGGAGCUGCCGGAGGGUGGGCUGAGACCGCCCGAGCUAACCCACCUCCGCUGCACCCGUUCUGGGCUCCCCCGGGCUCUCGGGCCGGGCCGGGUCCCUGGUGCCAGGCCGACGGACACCCCCCUGCUGCCCGCAGGGGAGCGAAAUGCCGGGCACUGACCCAAAAAGCUUUUCUAUUAAACCAGUGAAACCAA
Messenger RNA from Gopherus flavomarginatus (Mexican gopher tortoise), 2205 nucleotides. RefSeq names its product branched-chain-amino-acid aminotransferase, mitochondrial-like. Gene Ontology annotation, cellular component: mitochondrion. Gene Ontology annotation, molecular function: branched-chain-amino-acid:2-oxoglutarate transaminase activity. Lineage: Eukaryota; Metazoa; Chordata; Testudines; Testudinidae. The coding region runs from base 60 to 1313 and encodes 417 amino acids. Gene Ontology annotation, biological process: L-valine biosynthetic process; L-leucine biosynthetic process. The record is from RefSeq and is a predicted model, not a curated record. The transcript has 11 exons.